AUGCAUUUCAAAGCUUACAGUCCUACCAAUGUCAAGAAAUAUUUGAACGCUAUGCUUUCUGAGGCAGAUAAGACGGAGGGUUAUAUCAACACUCUACUCGACCUACGACAAGCGGAAUUCGGCAGAUUACAAGCAUAUGAUUCAGCUAGACAGUCCAACAGUAUCUUUGUGUUUACAAUCAUGACCAUCGUAUUUCUUCCUCUCUCAUUCCUGACGUCUCUCUUCGCGCUGAACGUAUCCGAUUUUCCCCACGAAGUUGGUGUCACCGCACUUAUUUCUGUUCCAGCUAUCAUUUUCGCGUGGAAAGUCAACGCUAUUUCUAGCUUUCGACCACGAAACAAUAUAUCCAGUGCAAGUUUAAAGCAUACUGAUGUUAUAAAAAGAGUUCGUGGUAUGGUGAGAAGGAGAAGUAGGAGAUCGUAUGAUUCUGAGGCCCAAUAAUGGCACGCGGGCAAAAUGUACACGCAUGAGCUGGAAAGUAUAUUGAUGGAAUUUUCUUUAGCAUAUAAAUGAAUUA
Botrytis byssoidea is the source of this 517-nucleotide messenger RNA. RefSeq lists its product as uncharacterized. Gene Ontology annotation, molecular function: metal ion transmembrane transporter activity. Bases 1 to 441 code for a protein of 146 amino acids. Gene Ontology annotation, cellular component: membrane. Gene Ontology annotation, biological process: metal ion transport; transmembrane transport. The record is from RefSeq and is a predicted model, not a curated record. The transcript has 4 exons. NCBI's taxonomy places the organism in Eukaryota, Fungi, Ascomycota, Leotiomycetes, Helotiales, Sclerotiniaceae.